Formica exsecta is the source of this 2311-nucleotide messenger RNA. It is a transcript of the gene swi2, whose product is annotated as protein singed wings 2. The transcript is spliced from 10 exons. Bases 507 to 1907 code for a protein of 466 amino acids. Gene Ontology annotation, cellular component: plasma membrane. The record is from RefSeq and is a predicted model, not a curated record. Lineage: Eukaryota; Metazoa; Arthropoda; Insecta; Hymenoptera; Formicidae. Gene Ontology annotation, molecular function: protein binding.
CAAUGUAAUAUAUGCGGUACAUUAUAAAAACACAAUAACAACUUUACAUAUUCUUACAAUUUACAAUUUCUUCGGAUGAUAGAUAAUUUGUAACAAUGUUUGCGUCAUUCACCACUUGACGUUUUGACUUUCAUUGUUUGAAAAACGCAUUAUCAUAAUCUGUAUCGCUGCACUAGGCAAAUUGCAUCUCCGCAUGUUGCGCUCGUUAUCGCGCAAUAUGUUCAUUACACAUUAAGCCAUCGGAUCGUUUUAGUUAUUCACCUGCUGACACGCCGAAUAUACGGCUUCUAUUUUCUCAUUAGCAUCACUGUCAUUCUUCAGACGACACCUGCCGUGAUCGCACAUGUGAUGCGAGUUCGUUGUCAGACCGACAUCGCGUUAAAAAAGUGCCAAGUGACACAAAAUUUUCAUAAACUUUGCUUGUGAUAAACAAAUAUAUUUGUUUGCAAACACUUGUCACAACAUUUAAUUUUAUUUAUAGCAUUUUGAUAUUUUACGCGACGAAAAUGACAGCGCAACGAAUCUUUCUAAUCGCAUUUUUCUAUAUAUACGUACAUUUCUCGCAUGGUUUUACGAAUGACGACGAUAUUUGUUAUUGGCAUCAUCCACAGACCAACGAUUAUCCCGAAUGUGAUUUUCUGAAAAGUCGGCAACGUCUCGUUUGUUUCAAUGGUCUUAAAGACGAAUGGAAAGAAAAGGCUGAAAAUGUGCAGAUUCUUAUUCUUUGCGAGUGGCCAAAAGCAACGUUUGAUCCGCAUGAGGUUUUACGGGAAUUCACAUCCUUGCGAAAGUUAAUAAUCACGAACAGUAAUUUAACUCAAUUGUCAACUGCAUUUUCGAUCAAUGCGCAAUUACUCGAGAAAAUCAAUGUGACCGGCACCAAACUGCAUACAUUUCCUAAAGAUGCGUUUUCUAAUCUGCGAUCUUUGAGAUAUCUUGACUUAAGAAACAAUGCUCUCGAAGAGAUCAACGUAACAGCUUUCAAUAUGCCUGCAUUAAAACAUGUUCUUCUGGCUGGUAAUCCAUUGAGAUGUACGGAGGAUACAGCGUGGAUUUUGGACCCCAACGAAGGAUCAGCCGCGAGCAAAGUCGUCGACAAAGACAAAUUACUUUGUGCUACGCCGUAUGAUGGAAGACCGCUUCUCCCGAUCGUCGAGAUAAUCGCGACGUUAAAAAAGGAAUGCAAACAAACAGUUUGUGAUUGUGAAUUGAUUUAUGUCGUUGGACGUGCGGGCAACAGAGAGUUUACGCAUAGACAGCUUAUAGCUUUUACAUCAGUCAAUUGUAGCCAUCGCGGUUUAACUGAAAUGCCCAAUUUUUUACCCGCGAAUACGACAACCCUUCGCCUAACCGGAAAUAAGAUUAAGGACUUAACUCCACUCACGACAAAUCCCGCGUACAAGUCGGUUCUGGAUCUUUACAUAGACGAUAAUCUAGUAGAAUCUAUCAUUCGGCUAGAAGGAUCAGAUUGGCUAGAUCAUUUCCGGCUCCUUAAUCUUCGAGGGAAUAAACUGAUCGAUUUACCUACUUACGCUUUGGAAAACGCAUUGUUGCACAAUGGCAAUGUAGCUGGCCUAUAUCUUGGCAAUAAUUCGUGGACGUGCGAUUGUCAUUUUACACCGAGCUUUCAGGAUCUCUUGAUCAGGCAUUCAAAUUUAGUAAAAGAUAUCAACGACAUAAGAUGUACCAUCACGAGCGAAAACGAUAACUCGAACAAGCAGAUUCGCGAUCUUACGCGGACAGAGAUCUGCAUUUCAGUGGAUGAAGAUUCUUGGUUUCAUCCCCUUGACAUUUUGAACAUUGUAUUAGCAUCAUUAAUAUUCCUCGUGCUCGGUAAGCUUUUGUACGAUUAUUGGUCUUUCAAGAAAACUGGAAAGCUACCUUGGAUCGUUACCAAAAUACCAUGAUAAUGCUACAAGUGCCUUUUAUCUCUUGUAAAAAAGAUCAUGCGUUUAAUUAUUACAGCAAUGGAGAUUAUAAUAGUGAAACCUCUGCAUUAAAAUAUCUUCUUAAUUACACUCUUUCUAGUAUAUUUAUCUUGUAAGCAUUUAUGUGUGUGUGUGAGCUUGAGUUUGAUCGAUUUUUUUUUAGCAUGAUAAAGAAGAUUGAAUGUGUGUUUAAAUUAAAUUUAGAAAAAUUCGAGAUAUCUAAUAACUGUAUGUAUAUAUUUAAAUUUUAUUAUUAAAAGCAAGUAAAGAAUAAAUCAUAUCUUAGUAUUUGAUAUGAACAAAUCUUUCGAGUGAUAUCAGCUUACAUUGUUUAUUGUUCCGCUUGUUGAAUAUAUUUCUGGUACAAAUUUUCAGCAGCCGCA